AACUCCACACAAUAACGCUCUAAGUCCUAGCCCUUCUCUCUUUCAUAAGACACUUCCAUAUUUUGCUAUUGAAUACCAUCGGUAACAUACUCGAUGGAGCUUCGAAUCCUGCUAGCACUUAUGUUUGCUCCUCUUCUUUUCUCCCCAACUAUUUUGGGCUACAAUCUCAUAGAAGUAAAAUCUUGGUGCAGCAAAACACCCAACCCAGCACCAUGUGAAUAUUUCUUAAGCCACAACACCAAAGACACUGCAAUCACGAAAGAAUCUGAUUUUCUCAAAAUUUCUAUGCAACUAGCUUUAGAGCGCGCAUUGCAUGCAGAAUCCAACACCUACUCUCUAGGCACAAAAUGCAGAAAUGAGCAUGAAAAGGCAGCUUGGACAGAUUGCCUUGAGCUCUAUGAGUAUGUGAUCGACUGGCUCAAUCAAACCACCACCAGCAAGUGCUCUGAAUUUGAUGCACAAACAUGGCUUAGCACCGCCCUAACCGAUAUAGAAACAUGCCGAACCGGAUUCAUAGAGCUGGGAGUGCCUGACAACGUUUUACCCUUGAUGUCAAACAAUGUGUCCAAGUUAAUUAGCAAUAGUUUGGCUAUUAACAAGGUGCCGUACACUGAACCUAGUUACAAAGAAGGUUUCCCCACAUGGGUUAAGCCUGGUGAUCGAAAGCUCCUGCAAUCAUCUUCGACAGCUUCUCAAGCUAAUAUUGUGGUGGCACAAGAUGGCUCAGGGAAUUACAAGACGAUUGCGGAAGCAGUUACCGCAGCAUCAAAAAGAUCAGGAACUGGGAGGUAUAUAAUAUAUGUGAAGGCAGGGACUUAUAAGGAAAAUAUCGAGAUAGGAAAAAAGUUGAAGAAUAUUAUGUUCGUGGGUGAUGGCAUGGGGAAAACUAUCGUUACAGGAAGCAGAAGCGUUGGAGGCGGCAGUACAACUUUCAAAUCAGCUACCUUUGCUGCUGUUGGAGACGGGUUUAUUGCUCGGGAUAUGACAUUUAGAAAUACAGCCGGACCCCGAAAUCAUCAGGCAGUGGCUUUACGUUCGGGCGCUGAUCUCUCGGUAUUUUAUAGAUGCAGCUUUGAAGGAUAUCAAGACACUCUUUAUGUCCAUUCUCAAAGACAAUUCUACAGAGAAUGUGACAUAUAUGGGACAGUGGACUUUAUAUUCGGUAAUGCUGCAGUGGUUUUCCAAAACUGUAAUAUCUAUGCACGCAAUCCCCCUAAUAAGACCAACACCCUUACUGCUCAAGGCAGAACAGACCCCAACCAAAACACUGGCAUUUCCAUCCAUAAUUGCAGGGUUACAGCAGCUUCCGAUUUAAAACCAGUCCAAAGCUCGGUCCGGACUUACCUUGGCAGGCCAUGGAAACAAUACUCUAGGACUGUUUUUAUGAAAACAUUCCUUGAUAGCUUAAUCAACCCUGCUGGUUGGAUGGAAUGGAGCGGUAACUUUGCUCUUAAUACUUUAUACUAUGGAGAGUACAUGAACACUGGCCCUGGUUCAUCCACUGCUAAUAGAGUUAAAUGGAAAGGCUAUCAUGUGAUUACCAGUGCAUCCGAGGCAUCACAGUUCACUGUCCAGAAUUUCAUUUCAGGAAAUUCUUGGUUACCAGGCACCAAUGUCCCCUUUACUUCUGGCCUUUAAUUAAUUUUUCCAUUAUUUUGUUAUUUUAUGGGUAUUAAUUGAGUUCCCUGGGGCAAUAAAAUAAAUUCCCGCUGCCCAAAAAGGAAGAAAAUAAGGGGUUGAUUGUUGGCUUUUUAAUUUAUUGUUAAUUUAUUACCUUUUGUGGAGUUGUAAUUAAGUUGAAAAGUAAUGUUAUAAUUUUUUUUUUUA
Molecule: messenger RNA, 1827 nt
Organism: Hevea brasiliensis (rubber tree)
Lineage: Eukaryota; Viridiplantae; Streptophyta; Magnoliopsida; Malpighiales; Euphorbiaceae
Product: pectinesterase 2
Exons: 2
Coding region: 94-1638 (514 amino acids)
Biological process (GO): cell wall modification
Molecular function (GO): pectinesterase activity; pectinesterase inhibitor activity
Source: RefSeq, a predicted model, not a curated record